Molecule: messenger RNA, 707 nt
Organism: Leptinotarsa decemlineata (Colorado potato beetle)
Lineage: Eukaryota; Metazoa; Arthropoda; Insecta; Coleoptera; Chrysomelidae
Product: ejaculatory bulb-specific protein 3
Source: RefSeq, a predicted model, not a curated record
UAUGUAUCACCUGAUUUCUUUUACUUUAAUCAAAGACAAGGUCUGAUUCAUGUGCUUGUUAUAUUUUUAUCAUGGGUACAAAUAAUGUGAAUCGACGUGAACUUUGAUGACACUGGAUAUGUUUCUUUCACUGAUAGCUACAUUUUGUUUGAUAACGGCAAUCUCAUCAGCAAUUCCUGAAAAGACUAGGUACACCACAAAAUAUGACAAUGUCAACUUGGAAGAGAUCAUCAAAAAUGAUAGACUCCUUAAAAACUAUGUGGAUUGUCUCUUAGAUAAAGGAAAGUGUACUCCUGAUGGUUUGGAACUCAAAAAAAAUAUGCCAGAUGCUAUAGAGACGGACUGCAGCAAAUGUAGCGAGAAGCAGAAAGAGGGGUCUGAAAUUAUCAUGAGAUAUCUGAUUGACAAUAAACCUGAUUAUUGGAAUCCUUUACAGGAUAAAUACGAUCCUGCAGGAAACUAUAAGAAGAGAUAUUUGGAGACCAAGAAGACAGAAGUCAGUGUUGAACCUAUUGUCAAUUCCUAGACAAGGACAACAAUCUUAGAAUAUCAGUUUGUAUUAGAUGAAGAUGUGUAUGUAUUAUAGUUUACAAAUAGAUGAUACUGAGAAGUUUCAUUGAUUUUCUGAACUAACUUUGAUUCAGUUUCAAUGGAAACAUUUUGUCUACAUCUCUAAAAUAAAUCACCACUCAAAGUUCCAGAAGGAA